AUGACAUAUCAUAAUAUUCGUCUUGUAAUUCAUGUUCGUCAACAACCAAAUCAAACUCGUCGAUCAAUGUGGGAACAACAAAUGACAAGAAUGAUGAUAAUUCAAACUCUUUUGAGUGUUUUUUGUACAAUUCCUCGAGCCAUUUUUCUUAUUUAUACAAUUGUUACAUUCAAUGAACGUGCAAUGAGAAGUUUUGAUCAAAUAUCCAUUGAACUAGUCAUAGAUUAUCUGUCUGUCUCUAUCAUGUGUGUAAAUUUCGCCUCAUCUUUUUAUAUAUUUUUUCUUUCUUCAUCGCGUCUUCGACAAACAAUUAAAAUGUAUUUAAAACGUCUAUUCAAUUCGAAUCAAAAUCAAGUAGCUCCAACGAAUAUAUCACUAACAGCACCGAUAGUUACUGGACGUCAAACUGGAAGAGCAGCCAUUUAUCCAACUAUUUCAACUCAACUUCAUGGAAAAUAA
This is a messenger RNA of Rotaria sordida, 459 nucleotides long. Lineage: Eukaryota; Metazoa; Rotifera; Eurotatoria; Philodinida; Philodinidae. The record is from the annotation of a GenBank genome assembly.